Punica granatum (pomegranate) is the source of this 1222-nucleotide messenger RNA. Lineage: Eukaryota; Viridiplantae; Streptophyta; Magnoliopsida; Myrtales; Lythraceae. The record is from RefSeq and is a predicted model, not a curated record.
GCAUAUAUGAACUCUAUCACUAGCUUCAUAUUGAGUGUGACAUCUCAAUUUCCUUCUUUGAGGUUUCUCUCUCAGUACUUCUCUAUUAAUACUCAGCCCCCACCAUUCCUUAUGGCUGUUUCAAUUUCAUAAACAUCCUUUAAUAUCUAUCCACUUCAUCAUCAACUGUUUCCUCGACUUCUUCGGGUUCUCCAAUGGGAAGACAUUCUUGCUGUCACAAGCAAAAGCUCAGGAAGGGCCUGUGGUCCCCCGAGGAAGACGAGAAGCUCGCAAGGUUCAUCAUGAUGCAUGGCCAUGGCUGCUGGAGUUCUGUCCCUAAACUUGCAGAAUUUUCAGGUUUGCAGAGGUGCGGGAAGAGUUGCAGGUUGAGAUGGAUUAACUACCUGCGGCCCGACUUGAAGAGAGGCACAUUCUCGGAAGAGGAAGAGAACUUGAUAAUCGAGCUCCAUGCUUCUCUUGGAAACAGGUGGUCUCAAAUAGCAGCACAGUUACCAGGAAGAACGGAUAAUGAGAUCAAGAAUUUGUGGAACUCGAGCAUCAAGAAGAAGUUAAUGCAGCAAGGGAUUGACCCGAACACUCAUAAGCCGCUCCUACAAGCCAUGAAUCGAGAUGAAACUCUCAGAGAUGAUGGGCAGACGCCGACUGAAAGAAGCACAUUUACUAUUGAUACAUUGAGCUUGAGGACUAAUCCGAAACCAGACAAUCCCCCGAGUCUGUUCUCCAAGUUUGGAUUUUCUCUAGACUCAAAUCCUUCGGUUUGGUUCGAUGCCUCAAACUUCAGUCCACCGUCGUUGAAGACAGCUUCUUCUUCAAGUUCGACUUCGAGCUCUUCCAUGCCCUCGGAAUUGGGGUUGAACCUGAAGCCAAGCUUUGGGAUAUCCACCUGGGGCAUCGCGGGAGACAGCCAAGCCCAAACACAGCCCUGUGAUGCUGAGGAAGUCAAGUGGUCUGAUUAUCUCAAUUUGCCAUUUCUGGUGACAAGCACAGCUCAAGAAAGGCAACCUUUGGGAGCAGCAGAGAAUAUUCUUCGGAAUGUUUCAUCGGAUGAAGCGAAGUCGACGACGAUGGAAGCUAGAUCGGAUGUUUACUGUAAGGAUACCGUGAGAUUAGCUACUUCUUUUGGGAAGUUCUAACUUGAGGAUUUCAUAUAAUUAAUUUAAUUUGAAAUUAUGAAGGAGAUAAAAUAAUAAUGGAAUGAAGGGCAUAUAGCAGUUUCUGAGCA